UCAGUGUGUCUUUGAGCGAGAUAGAGCCCGCUGUCAGUGAUUCUAGGAGGAGCCCACGCGCUCCUCACGCUCGGAGAGAGAUGAGCGGCAGUUAGAUGCACUUGGAUUACCGGCUGCUGAACUGAAACAACGUCUCCGCUCAUAAAAAUAUGUAAAACAGUGACGUAUCUAAUUACACGUCUUUUUAACGAGUGGAUAUUCUCCUUAGUCGGAGAUAAAACGCAAGAUGCAGUGAAAGCAUCACUUCUUAUAGUCCCAGACGAUGGAAUUCAGUUUGAGAAGCCCAAUGUGAGAAAGUGAAGUACGCGCAGGAUAUAGCCUACAUUCUCCCCCAAAAAACGAUAAAGUCAGUAUCUGAGAGCAUGGGUUGGCAAGAGACCCUAUGGCUUUUGACAUCAUUUAUCUUGAGUGCAACAAAGGCUGGAACAACAGAGAAGAAAGCAGAGCCCACAACUGACUUAUCCUUUACUCCUGUCAUGAUGGCAAUGGAUGGAGAGAGGCUGAUCAUGACUGAGUCUCAGUAUAAAUGUCUGGAGCUUCUGAGCCAAGAUGGAUCCAAUAAUAAAACAGGUUCGUUCUGCAGCAGAUUCUGGGAUGGCUUGCUCUGUUGGGAUGAAACCCCUGCUGGAACCUUUGCUUCACAGAACUGCCCAGACUAUCCCAGCUUUGACCCCUUGGAAAAAGUAACCAGAUACUGUGAUGAAUCUGGCAAAUGGGUACACAGUUCAUCCAUCAAUAAGACCUGGUCCCACUGUCUCACAUUCUCAAAGGAGAAAAUAAAGACGCUGCCAGUUCAUGGGUUUUUAGAGACGGAGUCGGAGAUGGAUCCUACCGCUGAGAGUCAGGUCAGUCCUGUAGUGACUCAGAAAGCAAAGGAGAGGAAGAAGAUUAUCGAUGGUCAAUAUAAAUGCUUUGAGAAAAUGAACAGAGACCAGCCAUAUAACAAAUCAGGUCCAUACUGCAACCGCACAUGGGAUGGCUGGCUAUGCUGGGACGACACACCAGCAGGAACAUACACGUCUCAAAACUGUCCCAAUUACUUCCCUGACUUUGACUCUACGGAGAAGGUCACCAAGUAUUGUGAUGAGACAGGAAACUGGUUUAGGCACCCUGAGACAAACAGGACAUGGUCCAAUUACACCCUCUGCAUUGCUCACACCAAGGACAAGCUCAAGAUGGCGUAUAUUUUGUAUUACAUGGCGAUUGUGGGUCAUGCUCUUUCUAUAGUGUCCCUUCUCAUCUCGCUGGCCAUUUUCUUUUAUUUUAGGAGUCUGAGCUGUCAGAGAAUCACUCUACACAAGAACCUGUUCUGCUCGUAUGUGCUCAACUCAGCCUUCACCAUCGUCAACCUUAUAACUGUGGUCAACAACCCCAAAGUGGUGCAGAGGAAUCCGAUUGGCUGCAAGGUGCUUCACUUCUUCCACAUGUACAUGCUGGGCUGUAACUAUUUUUGGAUGCUCUGUGAGGGGAUUUACCUGCACACACUGAUUGUGGUGGCCGUAUUUGCCGAGGAGCAGCACCUGCACUGGUAUUAUCUUCUGGGCUGGGGAUUCCCCUUGGUGCCUGCAUCCAUCCAUGCUGUGGCGAGGAAGAAAUACUUUGAUGACAACUGCUGGAUGAGUGUGGAGACACAUCUGCUCUAUGUGGUUCACGGCCCCAUCAUGGCAGCUUUAUUAGUCAAUUUAUUCUUUCUGCUGAACAUAGUACGGGUUUUGGUGACCAAACUGAGAGAUACGCAUAGAGCUGAGUCUAACAUGUAUAUGAAGGCAGUGAGGGCCACCCUCAUUCUGGUGCCCUUAUUGGGCAUUCAGUUCGUCAUAUUCCCUUGGCGGCCAGAGAACCGCUUGGCAGGAGAGAUAUACGAUUACAUCAUGCACAUAUUAAUGCAUUACCAGGGAUUGCUGGUGGCAACCAUAUUCUGCUUUUUCAAUGGAGAGGUCCAGGGAGCUCUGAAAAGGCAGUGGAUGCAGUACAAAGCCCAGUGGGGUCAGCGACGACGCGAGCACUGCUCCAUGAGAUCCACCUCCUACACCGCCACCUCCAUCACUGAGGUGCCUGCCUUCAUGUAUCAUAAUGACUGCAACAGUGAACACUUGAAUGGUAAACAAACAGAAGACUCCGAGCUAGUGGCCCUCAAGACGGCCGACACAUACGCGUAAACAUUUGAAGAGAAAGAUAAUACUGGGAAAGAGAGUGAUUCAAUCAAACUGGAGACUGGGGACUCAGAUUGACUGAACGUUCGCAAACUCCCCGACUCAGACAGCACUUAAGCGCUGACACCAGAACAUUCAAAGCCUUGUGUUGGCAAAGCCCUUUCUGGUGAAAUAUUAUUCUAAGGCUUUGUUUAUAUUCUCUUCAACUCUGCUUCUGCGAGUUGAAAUGCAAAGGAAACGUUAAAAAAUACAGACAUGGGAUGCACUUUUUAAAAUGUCAUACUAAAGCUGCUAGUGUCAGGCUCCUCUCACAUCCUUUUUGGGCUUGUGGCCACAAAUGAAAAAAGUAACUCUGCAAAAAACCAAAGGAUGUGUUGAUUUGUGAGUGUUUCUCUAAAGCCACUGGGAAGCGAUCCUCCAGAGGACAGGCUAUGCUCAUCUGUCUCUGAACAAAGGAAAGCUCUUCUGUGCCUGAAUCCUGUUCCUGAUGGUGGUGAAAUGUCAAAGGAGGUUACAAAGAUCUGUCUGACGGUCAUUUUGCAUUUGAAAAUAGCUUUUUAUCUGUCUUGCGAGACUCCUGACUGCUUUAUUGUUUUUGCAGCUGUACUUUUCUGCCUCGUCUUUGUUGCGAAAGGGGGUGUGGAGGAAAAGACGAACAACAUGGACAAUUCUAGGACUGCUUAAAAGAAAAUUUAUAAACCUGUGCAUAGAUAUGCACAAAAAUGUAUUCCGUAAACAAAAACAAAACUAUAUAUAUAUAU
Molecule: messenger RNA, 2914 nt
Organism: Carassius carassius (crucian carp)
Lineage: Eukaryota; Metazoa; Chordata; Actinopteri; Cypriniformes; Cyprinidae
Product: calcitonin gene-related peptide type 1 receptor-like
Exons: 16
Coding region: 363-2159 (598 amino acids)
Biological process (GO): adenylate cyclase-activating G protein-coupled receptor signaling pathway; positive regulation of cytosolic calcium ion concentration; cell surface receptor signaling pathway
Cellular component (GO): plasma membrane; axon
Molecular function (GO): amylin receptor activity; calcitonin receptor activity
Source: RefSeq, a predicted model, not a curated record